Aphanomyces astaci is the source of this 1186-nucleotide messenger RNA. RefSeq lists its product as hypothetical. Gene Ontology annotation, cellular component: Golgi membrane; endoplasmic reticulum membrane. Bases 1 to 1095 code for a protein of 364 amino acids. The transcript has a single exon. Lineage: Eukaryota; Oomycota; Saprolegniomycetes; Saprolegniales; Verrucalvaceae. The record is from RefSeq and is a predicted model, not a curated record. Gene Ontology annotation, biological process: transmembrane transport. Gene Ontology annotation, molecular function: transmembrane transporter activity.
AUGGCAACCAAGAAAGCGAAACCACCCGUCACCUCGGAUGGAGGCGGCGCUGCUGCUGCCACCAAGUCGACCGACGACGCAAACACUACAACCAUUGUGACUAUCGUUGUGACUGUCCUCGCAUGCUGCUGGAUCCAAGGUGCUGCCAUGGAGAGCAUCCUGUCCAUGGACCCACGAAGUGGCCCGCUGCUCACAUUCGUGCAGUUUGUCAGCAUCGCAGUGAUGACGUUCCCUACUUCUACGCACAUCGCUGUGCCUCUCGUCUACCACGGCGGAUUGUCUUUGCUCUACUUUGUGUCUAGUCGCGCCAAUUCAUUAGCUCAUUCGUGCGGGCUAUCGUUCCCACUCUUGAACUUGUUCCGAGCAUCAACUCCCAUGGCAUCGCUUGCGACGGGGUACCUCGUGUUUGGAAAAGCCUAUGCGCGCCAUCAAUUCCUCGGCGUUCUUUUCAUUUCUGUCGGCAUUGGCACCUGCUCGUACAUGGACCCUUCCUCCUCGACCUCGACCAGUACUCGUGCGACCUUCUGUACCGAUAGCAUGUUGUCCAGCAGCUUGGUGUGCAGUUACCCCAUCGUGCAAUCCACCUUGGCACAAGUGGGCCAUUGGCGUGUCGGCAUUGCGCUGCUGCUGGUCGGCCUUGUCGUUGGCUCAAUCCUUGGCCACGUUCAAAAUCACGUGAUGCGAGCCCAUGCCGCGCCCGGACAGCCGCAUCCCGCCGAAGAAAGCAUGUUCUUCAUGCACGCGUUUGCUUUGAUUCUCAUGGCAUUUGGCGACGGCCAAGACCUCCGCACGACGUGGACGUCGUGGACAUAUCUCCAUGCAGACCGACAAAGUGACAAGCUCUGGACACUGGUGGGCCUCGUACUCCUGAACCUCGUGACCAACUACGUGUGUAUCCGAUCGGUGUACCGACUGGCGUCCGUCGUGUCGACCGUGUCCCUCCAAGUCGUCCUCACGCUUCGAAAAGCGGCGAGCCUCGUCUUCAGCGUGUUCUACUUUGGCCAGCCCUUCUCCACGGGGCAGUGGAUUGGCACGGCGGUGGUAUUUCUUGGGGCGUUCGUGUACGCCAACACGUUUAACCCAAGGCGUCGGUAACGGUUUAAACGUGUGGCAAGCUCAAGCCCGCCCUGUCGUGGGCAAUGUACUGUACCUAUCUACCGGGUAAUUAAACAUGUCGAUACCGUAC